AUGACGUCCGACUUCCACCAUUCUCUCGAGCCCUUCCCGCUCUUUAUCGACUCGGCUCCUCCCAAUUCGGCCAACUACUUCUCCUCCCCCAUGGCCAUGGCCGCCAUCCAACUCCUGGCCGCCUCCAGCUCUCCCUCCUCCCACGACUCCUCUCUCCGCAAGCCACUGAUCUCUAUGCCGGGCAAGCUGUCAAAUUAUCUGCGCCUACGAUAUUACCAAUAUGAAGUCACCUUCGGGCUCUAUGUCAUGACCCCGACCGAGAAACUCGUCUUCAACUCAGUCAUCCUCAUCGCUUUCACUGGCCUGCUCUACGCGCUUUUCUGGGAGUUCCAGCCAUUUAUUGUCAACACACUUUGCCGGUUAAUAUACUACAUUACUGGAUCCAUUUCCAGUGCGCCGCGACUUUGCUCAUGA
This is a messenger RNA of Cladophialophora psammophila CBS 110553, 414 nucleotides long. RefSeq lists its product as uncharacterized. The record is from RefSeq and is a predicted model, not a curated record. The transcript has a single exon. NCBI's taxonomy places the organism in Eukaryota, Fungi, Ascomycota, Eurotiomycetes, Chaetothyriales, Herpotrichiellaceae. The coding region runs from base 1 to 414 and encodes 137 amino acids.